Molecule: messenger RNA, 675 nt
Organism: Strongyloides ratti
Lineage: Eukaryota; Metazoa; Nematoda; Chromadorea; Rhabditida; Strongyloididae
Product: LRAT-like domain-containing protein
Exons: 2
Coding region: 1-675 (224 amino acids)
Biological process (GO): N-acylphosphatidylethanolamine metabolic process
Cellular component (GO): cytoplasm
Molecular function (GO): A2-type glycerophospholipase activity; glycerophospholipid phospholipase A1 activity
Source: RefSeq, a predicted model, not a curated record
AUGAUCAAAAUAUUAUUAAUAUUUCUAUCAUUUUCCACAUUUGGUUUUGGUUUUAAGAAUCAUUUAGGAUGGCUAAAUAAUAAAACGCUUGAAUUUGAUGAUUCAUUUUAUACAGAUGAAGAAAUAAUAAAAGCAUAUAGAAGGAUUAUUAAAACAGAUAUUACAAAUCCUGUAAAUUUAAAAAAAUUUUUAAAACCUGGAGAUAUGAUUGAAUUUGAUAAUACUAUAUUAGGUGGUUCUGUACCUUAUAGUCAUUGGGGAAUAUUUCUUGGAAUUAUUGAGAAUAAACAUAUUAUUAUUCAUGUAGCAAGAGAAAGUAAUUACAUUAAAUUUAAUGAUGGUGAUGAAAAAAAGUCAAGAUUUAAUGGAAUGAAAGCAAAAAUAAAUAACUUCCUUGAUCAAGCAAUUAUACCAAAUUCUGUUAAAGCAAUUAGAAGAAACGCAAUCAAAGCUUUAGAUAGAGAUGCUAAAUAUGAUUUAGUUCAAAACAAUUGCGAACAUUUUGCCACAGAACUUCGAUAUGGAAUCAAAGUAAGUAUGCAAGUUGAAAGUAGAUUUAUAUUUUUAAACUCAAUUUCUAUAUUAUUUUGCAUUGGUUUAACUUUAUGGGUAAACAAAAUGAAGUCUGAAAGAAUUUUAAAAGAAAUUCAAAAAGAAGUUAAUAAAAAAUUGUAA